AGGAGGAGUAGCAGUCCUUUGUCCGCUUCUGCUAAGCAUUAACCAAAAUGGCUUGGAAAAUAGGAAAUCCACCUUCAACUCCAAUGCCACACCAAUCCUUUAUAAGCUCCCCUCUAUUCUUCGCCUGGAACUCCAAACGACCCAACAUCUGAGGAUUCAAUCUCCAAGUCUAUCUGUAAAUCAAUUCUGUGCCAUCCAAGUCCAAUCCUUAUGGGUAUAAUUAGAAGCAGCUUUGCAUUUAUGAUGGGCACAUUGGUUGGGGUUUAUAUUGCCCAGAAUUACGACGUACCCAGCAUUGGAAAGCUGGCAAACACUGGCCUUUUCAUGGCCAAGCACGUAGAAGAGAGCUACCGCAAACCCAAGAACAGCGAAGACGAUAGCCUCAGGGAUUGAUUGAUCUCCUUCCAUAUGCAUGUGAGUGUCUGUGUUCAUUCAUGUUGAGACAAAGUGUUCACCUCUGCAGAGGAAGAUUUAUCUUUUGUGUCUACCUGAGAUCUUGUCACCUGAUAUAGCAGAUUUAAACAGAAAAUCAAAGUAAGUUCCAACACCAAGGGUUGCAUAUAGACAAAUGCACAAAACACAUACAGCAU
This is a messenger RNA of Diospyros lotus (date-plum), 590 nucleotides long. RefSeq lists its product as uncharacterized. The transcript is spliced from 2 exons. NCBI's taxonomy places the organism in Eukaryota, Viridiplantae, Streptophyta, Magnoliopsida, Ericales, Ebenaceae. The record is from RefSeq and is a predicted model, not a curated record. The coding region runs from base 211 to 393 and encodes 60 amino acids.